AUAUUGGCAGUCCCCGUCCCCGUCCCUGUGCAAUUGCUUCUUUACUUUUCUUUUCUAGUCGAACACAACAUCUUCUUCUAUUAUAAUGUCAAGCUUGAAAUUGAAUUUAGUUCACCCCAUGUUUCUUUGUCCCCGCAGCAUCAUCAUCUCAUUCACACCAUCUUCCUCCUCCUCCUCCGUUAACAACUUAACAUUCACUCACCACCAAAACGCUUCUUCUUCUUCUUCUUCUUCUUCACCAAAAUUUGUUCACACUACUCGUACCCAUUCACAUUCUCGUUCAUUCCCAGAACCCGAUGACUACCAAGUUCAAGACCUUCGUGUUCCCCCUCAUUGGUUACUCCCAACCAAUGCUUCCCAGGAAUCAGAGUGGCUUAGGGUUACUUUACAUAAAUGGUUGGAUGAUGAAUACUGUCCUGAGGAAACAAAUGUGGAGAUAAGCAGAGUUGCUGCAAAAUCCUACUAUAAUUCUUUGAUACGGAAACAAGCUGAUUUAGCUGACAUUUUGUUGAAUAUGGCACGUGAAUUGGAAACCAUUUCUUAUAAGGAAAGUUUUCAUGGGGCAUACACAUCUGCAAAUGCGGCUGUAAACCUAAUUGCGCAGCGGAUUGAACAAUUAUGCCACCCAAAUUAAAUUCCAUAGCUCCACAUGGUUUGCUUUUUUCACUUCUACUAUUGUAUACUAUAGUCUUGUAACAUGUUUCUUUGUUUUAGAGUUUCCUAACUCGCUUAUUGGUGGCUCUUUCAUGUAGCACUGAAUUUAUUAUCAAUUUAUGAACUUACAUGAGUUUUGCAUGUUAUCCCAGUUAAGAGUUUGAUGAGAAAUCUUGUUUGAGAUGUUCUAAUUUAA
This is a messenger RNA of Medicago truncatula (barrel medic), 850 nucleotides long. RefSeq lists its product as uncharacterized. The transcript is spliced from 2 exons. The coding region runs from base 86 to 634 and encodes 182 amino acids. The record is from RefSeq and is a predicted model, not a curated record. Lineage: Eukaryota; Viridiplantae; Streptophyta; Magnoliopsida; Fabales; Fabaceae.